Molecule: messenger RNA, 1408 nt
Organism: Ooceraea biroi (clonal raider ant)
Lineage: Eukaryota; Metazoa; Arthropoda; Insecta; Hymenoptera; Formicidae
Product: odorant receptor 4
Biological process (GO): sensory perception of smell; detection of chemical stimulus involved in sensory perception of smell
Cellular component (GO): plasma membrane
Molecular function (GO): odorant binding; olfactory receptor activity
Source: RefSeq, a predicted model, not a curated record
UUUUGAACUUUUAGUCUGUACACAGUUGCAAUAUCGUGCACAUCGUACGUCACUCGGCUGUUUCUCAAUUUCAAAACUCAUAUUUUACUAGAGUCUUUGGUUUAAAAGUGCAAAGAUAUAAAUAAAUAUAAAAAGCAAAGAUAAAAACUACGGCAAAGACUAAUAGUAAAGAUAUGAAGCUAGAGGAUACGAUUAGUCAGGCGACAAGAGUCUGGCUAGAAGUUUUUGGCAUCUGGCCAAACUCCUCGUGUAUUUUUCUUCGUAGAAUGUUUUGGACUGCAGCACUUAUAAUUGAACAAGUUGGUCAAUAUCAAUAUAUCAUAAUGCAUUUAUAUUCUACCGAGGUAUCCGAAAUAAUGAAUCUUUUGAGUGCAGCAAUGUCGUUCACGUUAUUUUGUAUUAAACUCGGCACUUUUUGGUAUAAACAGCGAACGUUUAAGAAAAUACUAGCGAUGAUGGCGAUCGAUUGGGACAAGUGUUUCAGGGCGGAAUUCGAUACAUUUACAACGAUAAACCAUGCUAAACUGUCACAGCGUUUCUCUAAUACGAUAGUGGCUCUCUUUUCAAUAGCUGCAAUUUUAUAUAGCACUAAUAUUGUUCGUAUGGGUACCGAUAAAACUACCAAUGCUUCCAUUAGACAGCCGCUUAUUCUAGAAAUGGAUCUACCAUUCGGUGACGGAAGAUUCGUAUACGAGUUGGUUAUAAUUGCUCAAUUUCUUCAUUUGGUGAUAUGUUCUUGUUGCAUUGCCUCAGUAAACGCACUGCUUGUAAAUUUGAUACUGCAUGCAAGUGGUCAAAUCGAAAUUCUUCGUGAAUGGUUGAUGAAAAUUUUCCCGAAGGAAAAAGAAAGAGACGCGAAUCUUUUUAUGGUAAAGAAAGCAAUUAGAAAACAUCAGAAAAUCAUCAUCUUUUCAGAACACAUCGAAGAGCUGUAUUCAAAUAUUGCAAUGGCGCUGUUUGUAUCGGAUACUCUAGUUAUCUGCUUCUUGGGUUUCAUAAUCGUCACAUCAAUCGGUACUCCUGAUGCUACAAGAAUUAUAAUAAGAACUGUUGUAUUUUAUUUUGUCAUAAAUAUGGAAGCGUUUAUAUUCUGCUUCGCUGGCGAAUAUUUAAGUUCUAAGAGUCAAAGCAUUGCCGAUGCUGCAUACGAUUCCUAUUGGUAUGAAUCAUAUACUACUGACAAUCGGAUCAUACCAUUUUUAAUAAUGAGGUCACAAAGUCAAUUGAGCAUUACAAUUGGAAAAAUUACAAACUUGUCUUUGGAACGAUUUACCAGCAUUAUAAGAGUUUCAGCCUCCUAUGUAUCAGUUCUACAUGCCAUGUACUGAAGUACAAGACAUCGAAUUUCCAAUAAGAACUGAUUAGUUACAGAGAAUUAACACAUGAAUAAAAAUUAACGAAAAGUUGC